AUGGACAGCAAUGUGAUGCCCGUGGACAUGGACCUGUCGCUGGCCAUGGACGACGCGGGCAGCGUGAACAACGGCGGGUACACGCCGUUCAUGUCGCAGGCGCAGGCGCUGCAGCAGCCCAGCCUGCCCACGAGCAGCACCCCCGGCGGCGCCCGCAACGGCCUCUCCCUCUCCAUGGGCCCUGUCAGCAGCAUGACGGGCGCCGGCGCAGGGCCGCUUCCCACAGGCUUCGGCGCGCCCAGCAUGAAUCCCUCUGGCAGUACGCUGACCGAGUUCACCAAGCGGCGGAACUGGUCGCAGCGCGUCCUGGAAGAGCUGCGCGACCUACUGCACAUCCUGACGCCCAAUGGCCGCAUCCUCUACGUCUCACCGUCGUGCAAGACGCUCACCGGCUGGGACCCGAACCAGCUCGCGGGCCGCUUCAUCAAUGACUUCAUCCACCCGGAGGACAUUGGCAUAUUCGUCAAGGAGUUCAACGAGAGCAUCGCCUCCGGCAACUCCAUGCGCUUCUUCUACCGCUUCCGCAAAGCCGACGAGACAUGGACCAUCUUCGAGUCCCAUGGCCACCCUCACCUCUCCAACGAUCUCAGCUCCUUCGCGCCCCCAAAUGCCCUCAACUGCCGCGGCUUCUUCAUCAUGGCUCGGCCCUACCCCACCAAGAACGCCGCCCUUCUCGACUCCUUCCUCGAGCACAAGAUCGAGAACGAACGCCUCACCAAACGCAUCGCCGAGCUGAAGCGCGAAGAGCAGGAGGAGCAGGAGGAAUGGUCGAAGAAGGACGCCCAGAGCCAGUCUGGCGUGCCCACGGAGUCAGCAGUCUCACAGAGCGUCCAUGCCAGCGACGUCGCCUCAUACGCGCAAAUGCCGCCGCCUGCAAAGCCCAGCAUAUCGAGUACGGCGCUCACACGGCAGAACCUCGACGAAGUAUUGGCAGCGAGCCGGACAGAGAACAUCAGCGACAAGAUGGCGCGCUACGAAGGCGCAAACCAUCUGGAGACGAUCGAGAUGCUGACGGGGCUGCGGUACCGAGACGGCGAGCGGUCACAGGGUAUCAGUACGGGAGAUGCAAGCCCAAUGCUCAUUAGAGGCGAUGCCGGGAUACAGAUCUCGUUGGACCGAGACGGGAGAGGCACUUCAGAUAAGAAGAAGAAGUUGAAACUUGCGGAUGAAUACGUGUGUACUGACUGUGGUACGCUGGACUCACCAGAAUGGAGGAAGGGGCCUAAUGGGCCAAAAACAUUAUGCAAUGCGUGUGGAUUGCGGUGGGCGAAGAAAGAAAAGAAAAAGGCGAACUCGAAUACUCCCGGCCAGCACGCCGCCUCGACACCGGGCCUGCUCAUGCGCCAGAGUACCGGUAGCAGCUAG
Messenger RNA from Macroventuria anomochaeta, 1365 nucleotides. Its product is annotated as cutinase gene palindrome-binding protein. Gene Ontology annotation, biological process: regulation of DNA-templated transcription. The record is from RefSeq and is a predicted model, not a curated record. The transcript is spliced from 2 exons. Bases 1 to 1365 code for a protein of 454 amino acids. Gene Ontology annotation, molecular function: protein binding; zinc ion binding; sequence-specific DNA binding. NCBI's taxonomy places the organism in Eukaryota, Fungi, Ascomycota, Dothideomycetes, Pleosporales, Didymellaceae.